AUGGACGCAGAAGGCGUCGAGUACAUGCUGCUCUCUCUUACCUCUCCGGGAUGCCAAGGGAUACCUGACCAAAAACUGGCUGAGAAGUCUGCAACAGAGUUCAAUGACUGGCUAGCGGCAGAGGUUACGAAGAAUUCUACGCGCUUCGGUGGGUUGGCGGCAUUAUCUAUGCAUGAUCCUUCACAGGCGGCAGCAGAACUGGAACGAACUGUCACGGAGUUGAAUUUUUUCGGCGGCCUGGUGAACGAUUUUCAAACCAUGGGCGAUGGUUCAGGGAAACAGUACUAUGAUACACCUUUCUACGACCCGUUUUGGAAGAAGGUACAGGAGCUAGAUGUGCCAAUAUACUUUCAUUCUCGAUACCCACCAGCAAAGGAUCUUGAAGGGCACGAUCCAAAGUACGGCGGUCGUAGACACUUAUUGGGCGCAGGUGUCCAGUUUCAUUUGGACCUCUCGUUUCACAUAUAUUCCAUGUGCUCUUCUGCUGUUUUCGACCGUUUCCCUCGUCUGAAGAUCGUGGUUGGUCAUCUCGGAGAGAAGUAA
This is a messenger RNA of Talaromyces rugulosus, 543 nucleotides long. RefSeq lists its product as uncharacterized. Lineage: Eukaryota; Fungi; Ascomycota; Eurotiomycetes; Eurotiales; Trichocomaceae. Bases 1 to 543 code for a protein of 180 amino acids. Gene Ontology annotation, molecular function: hydrolase activity; carboxy-lyase activity. Gene Ontology annotation, cellular component: cytoplasm; cytosol. The record is from RefSeq and is a predicted model, not a curated record. The transcript is spliced from 2 exons. Gene Ontology annotation, biological process: secondary metabolic process.